AAACAAGAAGGGCCACGUAAAUAAAAUCAAUCCAAACAAAGACAAUCCAAAGAGUAAAAACUAAAAAAAGAUCAGAUCUUUUGAGGCUUCGACGUUGCAGAAAGCCAGAAACAUGGGAGAAUCGGCCUGUCUUUUGCAACAACAACCAUUCUGCUAUGCUUCCGGCAUUUCCAACGAGGCCAACGAGAGCAACCUAAUUCAUGCAUUCGGGCAGUCAAUUUCAUUUGGGAGGUUUGGUUCGGAGUCUUUGGCUUGGGAGAGAUGGUCUACUUUCUCUCACAAUCGCUACGUCGAAGAGGCAGAGAGGUUUUCACGUCCUGGAUCAGUUGCAGAGAAGAAAGCUUUCUUUGAAGCUCAUUACAAGAAGCUCGCUGCUCAAAAGGCUGCUGCUUUGCUUGAACAAGCAAAUAAUGCUACGUCAAACAAUGCCACCAACCAAGAACACGACCAAACGGCUCAUCAGGCCACAAGUCCACCUCCUGAAGCAGUUCACUAUAAGAAACAAGAAGUUAAUGUUGUUGAUUCCAAGCCAAAUGCCACACCCAGCGAUUCACAUUCAAAUCUACGCGAUAAUAACAGAGUGGAAGAGUGCCCUCUUGUGACUAAUUCAAUUAAGGUUGAAUUACAAAACCAGCUUGAAGAUGUUGAUACCCAUAAGGACGCAAGUGAAAAGCACAGUGCUGAUUAUGAAGAUGAAGUUUUGGCACCGAUGAGCACCAAAAAACCGCCAGCCUUUUCCCUGAAGUCGUUCGAGUCCACUGAAACUUCCAAGUUCAGCUCGACACCUGCCAAACCUGUUUCUCAGAAAAACGAAAACAUUAUGGGUACCCCAGUGAGAAGCAACAAGCCAGCAUUAGGCUCGGUCGAUAAAAAGAAACCAACCGUUAAUGUCACACCCAUUGGCUCGGUUGACAAGAAGAGAUCAACCGUCAAAUUCACACUCAUUAGCUCGGUUGAUAAGAAAAGGCCAACCGUUAGUUUCACACCCAUUAGAGAACUCAAUAGAUUGACUGCAUCGGUCAUGAGGAAGUUUGAAGGUGCAAGAGUUUCCAAGGCUUCAAAGGAAAGUUCGACUCCCUUGAGAACCCCAACCAAGGCUUCGAAGAAUCAGUUGCCAAAGCAUUCUUCAGUGACCCCAUUGACAGAAAGGAAAAGGACCAAGACCCCUGUCGGUUCAUUAGCAUCGGGUAGUAAUACAGCUGGCUCCAAAUGGCGCUUGCUCUCUACAGAGAACAAGAUGAGAUCCCCGAUUAUAUCCUCCCCCUUCAGCUUGAGAACCGAAGAAAGGGCUGCCAGAAGAAAGAAGAAACUGGAAGAGAAGUUCAACGCCAAUGAGGAACAAAAGGUGCAGCUACAUGCAAAGCUAAAGGAGAAAGCAGAAACAGAAAUCAGAAGACUACGUCAGAGCUUUUGCUUUAAAGCCAGGCCACUACCUGAUUUUUACAAGGAAAGGAAAGAAUCGAAGAACGAGGCAAGCAAGUGCCAAUUGACGAACCCUGAGUCACCCAAACAAGGGAAAAAACUUACUCCCAGUAGGGUACGGAGAAAAUCCUCUGUGACUCCACAGAAAUCUACAGUGAAAAACAAUGGCACAAAGAAUUAUGUAGAAAAGAAUGGCCGAAGCUCCAACGAUCAUCUAACGUCAAAUCCCAGGAUGAGUGCGCAGGAGAAUGCACCGCCUAAUAUCCAGCAUGAAACCCCAUAUGACAGCAAUUGCCAAGAAUCCACACAACGGCUAGAGCAGGGCAUCACAAGAAAAUGUCGUAGAGCUUGGCAUAAAAUUUAGAUCACUAGAAUUAAAAAGCAAAAGAUGCUUGCAGAAGUGGAACGUACUAACGUACCAAUAUUAAAUCAUUGAUCAUGCAAAAUAGAAGUCUAUGGUCCUUCCAAUAGAAAACCACUUCAUUCUGUUUGUUUUUA
Molecule: messenger RNA, 1920 nt
Organism: Prosopis cineraria
Lineage: Eukaryota; Viridiplantae; Streptophyta; Magnoliopsida; Fabales; Fabaceae
Product: protein WVD2-like 7
Exons: 9
Coding region: 113-1786 (557 amino acids)
Source: RefSeq, a predicted model, not a curated record